Closterium sp. NIES-65 is the source of this 735-nucleotide messenger RNA. The record is from the annotation of a GenBank genome assembly. NCBI's taxonomy places the organism in Eukaryota, Viridiplantae, Streptophyta, Zygnematophyceae, Desmidiales, Closteriaceae.
AUGAAUCACCGCGGUGUCGGAUGUGAGGUGGACAAGGACGACUUCAUGUCGAUCGAGGACGAACAGUGGAUCACCGAUGGCGUGGUGGACUUUCACAACGUGCUGCUUAGCAUCAGGAAGCCGUCGCUCCGCGACGGCAAGACAUGGGCCGCCAUGGACUGCAAGGCCUAUUCACAGACGACAGCUGCGCAUGGAGUGCCGUUAACGCUGGGGAGUGGGCGGCCGCUUUUGGAACACGAUUAUCUUGCGAUCCCGGUCCUAGAGUCGCGGGAGAUGCGCCGAGACUUGUGUGCACACGCUGGCGGAGAGCUUCUGAAACAACUACAGGAACUGGGGAUUGAAGUCCCGCCGCAAGACGAAGGCCUGGUUACCGCAGAGGGGACAGUGGUGCAGGUGAGAAACACUGCGGAGGGAGAUGGGAGGCAGGCGCCAAACACUCGCCAUGAUGAGGACGCUCGGUUUACGGAGAUGACGAGGCGCAUAGCAUCGCUGCAUAACGAUGUGAGGUACCUGGACGCCAGCUUCACCGUGAUCGCCAACUUCGUGGGCCUGAGCCGGGACGAGGUGGUGUCCGCUGCAACCCAACUGCUGCUGCAUGGAGGGGUCGCGGGGAACGGCACGAAAACAGAGGCGGGUGGCAACAAGCAUGCGCCACGCACACCCCAGCGUCCGUCUGCCCGGAAGAGGCGAGAUGACAGCAGUCCUGAGGAGGACGGCGUGCGCAACCUCACCUAG